Molecule: messenger RNA, 1097 nt
Organism: Neolamprologus brichardi
Lineage: Eukaryota; Metazoa; Chordata; Actinopteri; Cichliformes; Cichlidae
Product: prostaglandin D2 receptor 2-like
Biological process (GO): complement receptor mediated signaling pathway; inflammatory response; positive regulation of cytosolic calcium ion concentration
Cellular component (GO): plasma membrane
Molecular function (GO): complement receptor activity; G protein-coupled receptor activity
Source: RefSeq, a predicted model, not a curated record
GUUCAUCCAAGAUGACUGAAAAUAGCAACCAUAAUGUAUCCAGCCACCCUGUAGGGUCCCAUUCUUUGAAUGUUUUUACCAUUACCCUCCAUGGCAUUUUCGCUACAAUUGGAAUCGUGGAAAACCUCCUCAUCAUUGCAGUGGUGGGCUUCCAUGUCCGUCGCUCCAUCAUUAGCAUCUGGAUCCUGAACCUCGCAGUCUCUGACCUGCUAGCCACUUCUUCCCUGCCCUUCUUCACCCUGUACCUGGCCCGGGGCAAAACCUGGACACUGGGGACAACUUUCUGCCGCAUCCAUUCCUCCAUCUUUUUUCUCAACAUGUUCGUCAGUGGCUUCCUACUGGCGGCCAUUUCUCUGGACCGCUGCUUGGUGGUGCUGAAACCUGUCUGGGCCCAAAACCACAGAAACAUCCAACUAGUUAAGAAGAUAUGUGGGGUAAUCUGGGCCAUGGCUCUGAUCUGCACUAUCCCCUUCUUCCUGUUUCGUGACGUCAUCCCUUUAAAAAAUGGCCAGAAUCUCUGUUACUAUGAUUAUGGACGAUUCCUGCCUGAACCAAAGAAUCAGACAAAUAAUAAAGCUAUAAUUAAACAGCGGAAAGAAGGACUGGCAAUAAUGAAGCUGUUUUUUGCCUUCUUAAUCCCUUUGGUCAUCAUCAUCGUGAGCUAUGCUGUUGUACACUCCAUAAUAACAAACAGAUGUAACCGUCGCCCUUUUCGUUUUGUUCGGCUUGUAGUGUCUGUGGUGGUGAGCUUUGUACUCUGCUGGGCACCCUACCACAUAUUCAUCGUCAUGGAAGUGAUGGCUCCAAACUCUCAAUCUGUUCAGGGUUUUAUAAGACAGGGCCUCCCAGUUGCAGCGACGAUCGGCUUCCUCAACAGCGUCCUCAAUCCUGUUCUGUAUGUGUUCAGCUGCCCCGACCUGUGCAAUAAGAUCCGACAUUCUCUCGGUGCAGUGAUGGAGUCUGUUCUGGCUGAGGAUCUUGCAGAGUUCGCCCGGCGCCGCAGCACAGCUCGGAGCUCUAUCGGCAACUCUGAAAUAAUGACGAGAAAGAAGCAUUCCCUUGCAACUCAGGAAGAAAGUAUGAGUACUUCAGUUUAG